Molecule: messenger RNA, 1482 nt
Organism: Amoebophrya sp. A25
Lineage: Eukaryota; Dinophyceae; Syndiniales; Amoebophryaceae
Source: the annotation of a GenBank genome assembly
GUGUGCAAGUAAGGGUGUGCUCCUGUUAAAUAAAUGUCAACUGGGCAAUGGAAAAGGCAAUGACAAAAAGUGAAAGAUGGUAGCAUAAGAGAAGUGAAAUGUCGAGGAGCGGCUGUAGUUACACAUAUCAGAGACUCAAAUCAGAGCGCUCGCCAUCAUGAUGCGAUGUGCCUAAUGUCGACCGUCUUGUCGCCUACGUCCUUACGUUACUACGUUGCGUCUAGAAAGCUGCCGUGGCACGAGGGAAACGCUUGUGAACCCUCCUUUUUCCGAACCGCAGUAUCCUAGCACGACGAACAGCGCCUACCGCCCGCGGUCCGCAUUACAACCUAGUUACUGAUAUCUUUCUUGGAUCGAUUCGAAAUCGCAACAGCAUGGUAUUUCCACCAGAGAAGCGAGCGGAGGUGUUGCAGCGGUGCGAGCACAUAGGAGAAGUACGAAAUUUCCUGGACAGCAACGUGCUGCCAAAGGUCUCGGUAACGAUUUCCCGGUUGCGAACGGAGCUGCAAGCGAUAGUGUCGGAACGCACUCGACACCUCGAGCUCAUAGCGCAGCAAAGAGAAAAUUCCAUCGAUCAUUAUGAGUUGAGUUGUGGUUUCUCGGCAAUCAAGGGGACGACUGCGUUCAUCUGCCUAGAAAGAGGAGGUCGUGAAAAAAUCAGAUUAGAUGUUGUGCUGAUGAUCUAUGCUAGGGUCAUCACGAAGUACUUUGGCUUUAUAUAUUCUUCUUCUUUAGACUACUUUCAUAGACACGAGCCCCACCAGAUGGAAGAUGACAUCUAUCGCAGCAUGGUGGUCGACGUGGUAGACCAAGUGGCCACGUUGGAUAUAACGCUGCAGAGGUAAAUCCACUUUUGGAAUCCCUAUAUUUUUAUUUUUACGAAACAACUCUUAUUGUUAAUGUUAUUCAUCCACUUUGCCGGCGUUUUUUUGAAGUAGAGCUGUGCGUUCUUUUUGUAGAUGUUUUCUUAACUAUUUUCCUCAAGCAAGGAUAGUUUAUAUUGCACGCAAGCAUACUUGUUCACUUCUAUUUUAUGUUCUGUUUUCAGAAUCGAAGCAACUUUCGUUCCGGAGAGCUCUGCGGACAGAGGACGGCUACGCGAGGUGUCGUAUGUUAUCGCAAGUCUCUAUCGGGACGCGAGAAAGGUUUUAUCAACGCUAGCUCCACCUCAGCCGCGCCAGGAACCAGAAAAACCGAAGAACAUGUUUGCCAGCUUGGCAAGCCAUCUACAAAAAGUUUUUAGCUGUACAGAACCGAGAAAACGAUGAAUUUGUGGGCUCUUUUAUCUUUUACCAAAGUUUGUUGUGGCAUCAGCAUGCAUACUGUUAGGGGGACACGCUUUGCAUGAUGACAUGAGCGGUUUUCUUGAUUUCAGAAAAUGUCCAGAAGCAACACGGUGAAAACGGUAGCUUCCCACUUUCCGCGGCGAUGUGCGAACGAGGGGUGACUGAAGAGUUGGCGAGCGCAAAACGAGAUGAAAAG